Molecule: messenger RNA, 740 nt
Organism: Camponotus floridanus (Florida carpenter ant)
Lineage: Eukaryota; Metazoa; Arthropoda; Insecta; Hymenoptera; Formicidae
Exons: 3
Coding region: 220-702 (160 amino acids)
Biological process (GO): maturation of SSU-rRNA from tricistronic rRNA transcript (SSU-rRNA, 5.8S rRNA, LSU-rRNA)
Cellular component (GO): nucleus
Source: RefSeq, a predicted model, not a curated record
CUAGGUUAGUUUGUAGCACGCGCUACGAGUAAGUAAUAUGUCAUUUGUAACAACUUUAAUAUAGAGUCUACUUUUCGCUUUUCGUCAUCAGUUUUAUUUUUGUAAUCAAUUUUAAUUUUCUCAUAUUAAUUAUAUUAAUUGUAUACAAAUAUGAAUUUGUAUCUAAUAGACCGAAAGCAGGUGACCUAUGCAUUUUGAGGUAUUUAAGUUAACCUAAAAAUGGAGCACACCAAAUCAUUUUUCUUAUCGGUUACUCAACGUAUUUUUAGCAACUGGACAGCUUUAAAGUUGGCAGUAGAACAUGGCAUGGGCUCAGUAGAAAGAGCAAUAGAAUUUUGUCCGUAUAUAACAGAAGUAUUGUAUAUGAAUGAGGGAUUGACCAGUGAUCAGAUUGCUGCCGAAAUAGAGGAUUAUAUGGAUGAACAACUUAACACGAUACUGGAAGAUAAUAGUACUGUACAAGUAGCAGAAGAAUUAUUAAGAUUUUAUCGAUUUUGCAUAGAAGGUAAUGAAUCUACAGCCAAAGUGGAACUUGAAAAAUUACCACCGUUACAGUCUUGGUUUACUUGUGAACGACCUACUCGAGCUACUCGUUCUCUGCCAGUAAAACAAGAUAGCAGCUCGGAUGAGGAUAUGGAUGUGGAUAAAAGUGAACAGGAAGCUGAUGGAUGGACAGUAGUUACAAACAAGCGAAAUAGAUAAUUUCCAACUUUGUAUAAAACAUAUCUUUACUUAGUGCU